This is a messenger RNA of Fonticula alba, 757 nucleotides long. RefSeq lists its product as hypothetical. Bases 42 to 680 code for a protein of 212 amino acids. The record is from RefSeq and is a predicted model, not a curated record. Lineage: Eukaryota; Rotosphaerida; Fonticulaceae. The transcript has a single exon.
UACCACCACCACCACCACCACCACCACCAUCUGACGGCACGAUGAGCCUCACCGCGGCCACGCCGCCCCACCCGGCCAUCGUCUUCCAGACGGCCGUCGAUCCGGCGGACACGCUGCGGCUGCAGGCGACGCUCACCUGCCUGCGCGACCGGUGCCUGCUGAACAUCGGCCCCCGGGGGUCGACCGGCGGAGCCCCGCCGCAGGUGGUCCUGCUGGUGUCGCGCACCGGCGACGCCGGGGCCGGCGCCUCUCGGCACCGUGGCCCGCUCGAUGCCGUCCGGCCGGCCGGCGCGGACGCCCAGCAGGACGACCCCAUGGCGGCCUCCGGCACGUACGAUGUGCUGCUGCUUCUCGGGCGCCGGGGGCACCCGGGGUUCCUGGGGCCCGGGGCGGGCCGCGACCAGGCCGCCACCCUGACCAUGACGUACGAUGAGCUGACUCAGCUGGUGGCCCGGCAGGCCGCGCAGUAUGUGGCCGACAGCCUGGCGGCCCGGCACUCGGCCGUCUCGCCGCCGGCCCUGUCCCGCCUGCUGGUCAGCCUCAACCUGGGGGACAUCCUGAGCCAGUAUGACCCGCAGCCGGGCGACUCCGAGGAGAGGGUCACCUCGCUGGAGAUGGCGGCCGUGUCGUCUGUCAUCGACUCGGUGCGCCGGUCGCUCGAGUCCCUGGCCGUGGUCUAGGGCGGCCGGGCGUGCGCACUCCUGUAUAUGUAAGGCGCCGGAAUACAGCAACUCUCUGACAAGGGAAGGGCCAUGGA